AUGAUAGCCGUUCUUAACUGGCUAAAGGAAAAAAAGGACAUGGAAGCUAGGCCUGUUAUCUCGGGCAAGCCAUGGGGGAAGGCUAGGCUGAACCGUACGCGGCGACACGUACGCGACGGCAUCCCGACAGAGGACGCUCGCCUGAUGAUACAGCGUUUACCUCGAGAGGUGACUAUCGAGGUUCUUGAUGAAGAUAACAUCUGGGUACCGUACAAAGACCAGAACACUAUCACGGAUGAGAACUUGACACUCCCAUCGCCCAAGAAAGACGGGCAGCUCACUGAACCAAGCGAUUCGCUGGCGACUGAGCAGCUAUACGAAGCAGAAGCCUCUGACCCGAGAGUCGAAUGGGGAGGAGGAGGUGGGGCCGGAUUCUUCUCGCCCAUCUGUUCGGAUACCACAUCUCUCAUGGAAAGGUUCUUGAGCAAUACUGUCGAUCUCUCUUAUUGUCUACUUGAAUCUCCGGAAUGCAGUCUGAGUAGUCGGUUUUCAAACAUGAGCUUGGGUUCGAAACCUCGAAAAUAA
Messenger RNA from Verticillium alfalfae VaMs.102, 525 nucleotides. RefSeq lists its product with no specific name. The transcript is spliced from 2 exons. Lineage: Eukaryota; Fungi; Ascomycota; Sordariomycetes; Glomerellales; Plectosphaerellaceae. The coding region runs from base 1 to 525 and encodes 174 amino acids. The record is from RefSeq and is a predicted model, not a curated record.